AUGGACACCGCGGGUUCAUCGGAAAAGGCUGAGGUUGGAGUCCAAUCGACCCCACCACGAGCAGAGAGCCUGAACCCAGACACGCCGGAAACAUUUGCGCACGCCGAACUACCGUCGUCGUCGUUCCCUCUAUUGCAGAAACUACGCGUCGAUCGAAAAUGGAGGGCCAAAUGGAGGAGCAAAAAGCAGACUCAGCAAGAGAGCGAGCAAUCAUCGGUGGACCAUGACCGUGACCGUGACCAGGAGGCAGAGGCAGGUCAAGAGGCAGAGGAGGGAGAGGAGGAUGUCGACGUCGUGGAGGAGACUGACGAGGGAACAAGUAUGCUUGGCCGAGCCUCCAGGUCCAGCACCAGUUACCUCUCCACAGAGAAUGAUAACUCAGGCUGGAGGGCCGCAUGGGACAAACUAAAAGCCUGGAUAUUCUUACCAGUGUGGAGGUUCUUACCACUGCGGAUGAUCGGGUAUCACCACGUAUUAAUGGGCAUCAGCAUCGUGGGAAUUGUAUUGCUUUCACUCUUGGUCGCGGGCUGCUCCUCAUAUCGAAUGCGUCGCAUAUACCUCCUGCAGUUAUCCUACGACCAUCAAGUCUCUAAUUCCAACCUGCAAAAUGGGGGAGCAGUCACCAACCCCUCGUUCUACGCAGUCGUUGCAAAUACCAGCUCUACUGCGAGUCUUGACGUGCGAGUAGGCUACUUCGGGGUAUGCAUGGCAGGCGUCUCAGAAGGUAAUCCUUCAAGCUGGACUUGUCGACCCAAGGCCAAGGACCUUGCAGAAAAGGUGCUUGAGACCCAGGACCCGCUCAAUGUACUAGCUGUGGCGGAUAACUUUCGAGAUCAAAUCAUACUUUCCGUGAUAAUAAUAAUGUCCAUCGUUCUGACGCUCAUCGGAUUCUGCGGCUUGGGCACAUUUCCCGGGUGGCACGAGGAGACUGUGAAUGACGAAACAUUCGAAGUCAAGCCUUUCCCGUCUCAGGCAAUAUCUAUACUUAUACUCGGUUUGUACGCACUGGCAACGCUUUUCCUCUUGGCUGCUAUUCUCUGGCAGCAUGUCGCAGUAGUAGCACACUCUGCCACCAUAGAGGCUGCGUUUAACGGUGCAGUCAAAGGGGGAGUAGGCACUGCAGCAAUGGCGUUUGGUUGGGUAGCCAUCGGGACCAACUUCCUUGUAAUUAUAGGACUGGCAGUGAUGGUUAUAAGUCUGCGGCUGCUAAGUAAGCUGGUUAACGAUGAUGAAUAUGAGGCCUGA
Molecule: messenger RNA, 1245 nt
Organism: Aspergillus puulaauensis
Lineage: Eukaryota; Fungi; Ascomycota; Eurotiomycetes; Eurotiales; Aspergillaceae
Product: Fig1 domain-containing protein
Exons: 3
Coding region: 1-1245 (414 amino acids)
Biological process (GO): conjugation with cellular fusion
Cellular component (GO): membrane; mating projection tip
Source: RefSeq, a predicted model, not a curated record